This is a messenger RNA of Pseudo-nitzschia multistriata, 1501 nucleotides long. NCBI's taxonomy places the organism in Eukaryota, Bacillariophyta, Bacillariophyceae, Bacillariales, Bacillariaceae. The record is from the annotation of a GenBank genome assembly.
CGACACAUCAAUGCCAUUCUUUUGAUUCACAAACUUUUGAAUUUAAACACUGAAAGUCUUUUCUUGAUCGUCGCUCCGACAAGUUUUACCACACUGACAUCAAAACCAUGGGGUAGGGAUUAAGAAUAUGCGCACAAACAUGUUCUUCAGCACGCUACAGGCAGCACGAUGCCCGUAUACGGCAAGGUAUGCGCCAAACAUUCGCUGUACAGAUGGUCGGUUUCGUUUCUUUCGUUCUCUUGCUCCAGCAACGACCGCGAAAACAACAGCACUGUUCGCUUCCCGAUGUGGGCACAACCACACAAAUUACCGCCACCCAAGACGGAGAGGCCAUUGUCGUCGUUUGUCGACGGAAUCUGUGGUAACAGCGCCAGCGGAUUGGAACGCGCUGUAUCCCUCCCCGUCUGCGAUAGAUGUGUCGCCGCUCGCGUGCUCGCUCCGAGCAAGGGUCCGGGAAUACACCUCGGAGAACGGGCGCUUGAAGCUGAUCGGUGUCCUAGCGAACGAGGGAUCCCAUCGCAUCAACUCUGAUCUAUAUUCUGAACGCAUCAAACACACCUUUGAGGAGGACGGAAUCGACUACGAGGUCUGGCGGUAUCCGGAGUUGGAAUCCCGCGACAACGGCAGCGACAAGGAGCAGCAGGCUAAGAUCCAAUGGAUCAAGGACCGGAUACAUCGUAUCAAUGAACGCACAGAUAUCGAUGGGGCUCUCGUGUUCUAUCCUAUCUAUCCCUUUGGACCAAAGGGCCCCUACAAAAACAAGCUGAUGGGGGUAUACUACAAGACGCAAGACGACCAUAUCCGGGACCUGUUGCUUCCGGGCAAGGACGUCGAGGGAUUGUGUCGAAACAAGUGGUUCAAGAUACGGGAUUCAAAGCAGAAAAAUUCUCCGGCAACAUACCCAUGUACUGCCCUGAGUGUUCUGAAAAUCCUCGAGGAGUACCACAUGGGCAGACGUAAUAAUCAGCCAAACGAUUGCUGGAAAGACCAGACCAUAUGCAUCAUAAACCGUUCAGAAAUCAUGGGCCGGCCACUGGCGGUGAUGCUGGCCAAAAAGGGUGCGACGGUCUACUCCAUCGACAUUGAUUCCAUUCUCCAGUUCCGGCCCGACGGGAAACGGCUCCGCCGGUGCAACCCAGCCACCACGAGCCUCGAAAGCUGCACAAGGGAGUCGAACGUGGUGGUGGCGGGCGUACCUCAGGCAAGCUUUCGCAUCCCCAUCUCGAGCAUCCGGGAGGGAGCGACGAUCGUCAAUGUGGCUGAGGUUCCGAAUGUCUGUGAGGCCACUCUGUUUCGGGAGCGACCGGACGUUCGUUACAUUCCCCAGGUUGGGAAAGUAACUGUGGCAACCCUGUCCCUGAACCUGAUGAACCUCAAAGUCAACCGACCGGGUAGUAGUUGAUCGACCGGGGCGACGCUGCACGGAUCGAAUACCAAAGUGGGAAGAACGAUAAUUGCGAAAGAUCCAACAGCAUAAAUCCAAUAGAUUUUUGUACACAGA